AUGCCUGCCGCACCUAAGCAACGAAAGAUCGCGAUUGUCGGCAGUCGCUCCGUGGGCAAAUCAUCUCUCACUGUGCGCUUUGUCGAGCAACAUUUCGUUGAAAGUUACUAUCCAACGAUUGAGAACACAUUCAGCCGGAUUAUCAAACACAACGGCCAAGAUUACGCGACGGAGAUCGUGGACACUGCCGGACAGGAUGAGUACAGUAUUCUGAACUCUAAGCACUUUAUCGGCAUUCAUGGUUACAUCAUCGUGUACUCUGUCACAUCACGUCAAUCCUUCGAGAUGGUGAGAGUGAUUCGAGAUAAGAUUCUCAACCAUCUGGGCGCCGACCAGGUACCACUUGUGAUUGUCGGGAAUAAGAGUGACUUGAAGGGUGACCAACGGCAGGUCACUCUUGAUGAGGGCCGCCAACUGGCAGAAGAAUUCAGCUGUGGUUUCACCGAGGCCAGUGCCUUCCUCGACUUCAACGUGGCGAAGGCAUUCGAUCUGAUCAUUGGCGAGAUCGAAAAAUCGCAGAACCCGUCACAGCCUACUGGGAAUAACAAGUGUUCUAUGAUGUAA
Messenger RNA from Penicillium oxalicum, 564 nucleotides. RefSeq names its product Rheb family small GTPase rhbA (gene rhbA). Gene Ontology annotation, molecular function: GDP binding; GTP binding; GTPase activity. NCBI's taxonomy places the organism in Eukaryota, Fungi, Ascomycota, Eurotiomycetes, Eurotiales, Aspergillaceae. The record is from RefSeq and is a predicted model, not a curated record. The transcript has 4 exons. Bases 1 to 564 code for a protein of 187 amino acids. Gene Ontology annotation, cellular component: plasma membrane. Gene Ontology annotation, biological process: small GTPase-mediated signal transduction.